AUGGAUACAGUGCAGCUGCGGAGCAUCGUACGCCUUCGGAAUCUACUCACCAAUCCUGAAAUCAAGCCAAGGCUACGAUCAGGCCACGUUGGACACCGUGUCAGUGUUCAAGGACAUCGGGGCCAACGUCGGGAUCAUCUCCGGAUUCCUUUACUCCGCCGUGGUACCCGACCGGAGAGGGAGAGGGCAAGGGCGGAGCUGGUUACGGCAGCCCUGGGUGGUGAUCCUGGCGGGCGUAAUCCAAUGCUUUUUGGGCUACAUCAUGAUGUGGGCUUCGGAGACAACGUCGUCUCGAGCUGCAAAUCCGUGGAUAUUCAUCCUGAUGAUGAUGAAGUUCAAAGCAAAUCCGGCUCUGAGGAUAUGCUCGACCUUGGAGCGGAGUUAAACCUCUUCCAAGCAAUGAGAACUGUCAACUUCUGGUUGCUGUUCGUUGCUAUGAUAUGUGGGAUGGGUUCAGGGCUGGCCACAAUAAACAACAUCAGCCAAAUAGGGCAAUCUCUUGGCUACUCUACUGUUGAGAGGAGUACUCUGGUUUCGUUGUGGAGCAUCUGGAACUUUUUAGGCCGCUUUGGAGCUGGAUAUGCAUCGGAUAUAUUCCUCCACAGAAGAGGCUGGGCAAGGCCUUUGCUCAUGGCUCUUACGCUAGCAGCCAUGACUGCUGGCCAUGUGGUUAUUGCUUCCGGAUUUUCUGGGAACUUGUUUAUCGGUUCAGUGUUAGUCGGCGUAUGCUAUGGCUCUCAAUGGUCCUUGAUGCCUACCAUUACCUCCGAGAUAUUUGGAGUACGACAUUUGGGUACCAUAUUCAACACGAUUGCUGUGGCCAGUCCUAUUGGAUCUUACGUCCUCUCCGUUAGAGUCAUUGGCUACAUUUAUGACAGACAUGCUACAGGCGAAGAAAAUACAUGCUACGGCAAGUACUGCUUCAUGUCAUCUUUCUUCAUCUUGGCAUCUGUUACUGUCCUCGGAUUCCUCGUUGCACUGGCACUAUUUUUCAGGACGAGAAGGUUUUAUUCCCAGCUUCUGGUUCGAUGGUUGAGGCACACUGCAAUAGAGUUAGAUUCUUCUGUCUCGGGUAUUGGACAAGAAUCCCUGGUCUUCGUUGAAUUCUACUCAGGGAUUGGAGUGAAUAAUAUACGGAGUUGA
Messenger RNA from Coffea arabica (coffee), 1143 nucleotides. The record is from RefSeq and is a predicted model, not a curated record. Lineage: Eukaryota; Viridiplantae; Streptophyta; Magnoliopsida; Gentianales; Rubiaceae.